Molecule: messenger RNA, 2486 nt
Organism: Zea mays
Lineage: Eukaryota; Viridiplantae; Streptophyta; Magnoliopsida; Poales; Poaceae
Source: RefSeq, a predicted model, not a curated record
CGAUGGGGGCUGUACAGUGCGAGAGCGCAGCAGAAGAUGCGAAGGGCAGAGUAAUCCACGUCAGCCUCAGGUGAGCUGGGACGGUGGCCGCUCCUGCCCUUUUCUAUUUCUGAGCCCUGCGCGGCUUCCAAUUCCGACGAGCCAAAACAGACGGACGCACACAAAAGCGAAAGGGAGGAGAGAGAGGGGCAGGGCAGAGCAGGAGAGAGAAAUUCGAUAGGGUUCCCAUGCCCCUUCCCCACCGGCCACCACUUGCCAAGCGAAAGCGGGAGUGAAGGAGGGGAGAGUCCCAUUUCCCCAAGCCCUACACGAGAGAAAGAGAGAGAGGGGGGAGCAGAGGAGCACGCUACGAGAGAGGGAGGUCGAGGGAGACAGCAGAGGCUGCAGCAGAGGCCAGAAGCAUUAGAAGCGGCAGUUGUAACCAAGUGGCAUCAGAAGAUAGAGCCAGCCAUCCGUCUAUCCAUCUAUCUAGCUCUACAGGUAUAAAUCCUCGCGCAUCGGUAGGGGGCGAGGGGAGGACCGGGAACCGGAGGGGAUUUCUCGGGGGUGGAGUGGCGGCCAGGACCUCUGAUUGGGCUCCAGUGCGCGAUCUUUGAACGCAGAUUUGGUGCCCGCAAUCUGCCAUGGAUUUGGUUUAAGAUUUGGUGAGAUCGGUCGGGUUCGCGCUGCAAGAUUAGAUUUUUGUGCCUGUUUUAUUCACGAGAUCGCAACAACGAUAUUGCUAAGCAAGAUAAGAUUUCAACUUUUUUUCCCCUGGAUCGAUCUCAGAUUAGGAGGAGCAAAUAAAGCAAGAAUAGAAAGAUUUUUGGGGGAGAAGGCAUGAUGCUGGAAGGGAAGUCCUACCUUGUGUCACGCUCCGUGCCGAGCUCCUGCGAGCCGGAGGCGGAGUGGGAGUACCUCGCCCACGCGGUCCUCAGCGGCAAGCGCCCGGCGCCGGAAGAUGACGUCGAGGUCGAAGACCCGGACGAAACUGGCAGCGGCGGCAAGCGCAGCAAGCCGCCAUCUCCGCAGCCGCACACGCCGGACAUCUGCGAGGGCCACGGCUCCAACCGCCACGCAACCGGUUCCGGAGAGCAGCGGAUCACCGGGAGCAACCCCAUGACUUCGAUCGGUCGUGACCUGACCCUCAAUUGCCUCCUCCGGCUAUCUCGGUCCGACUACGGCUCGGUGGCCUCCCUCAGCCGGGACUUCCGCUCCAUGGUCCGCAGCGGGGAGAUCUACCGGCUGCGGCGCCAGAACGGGGUGGCCGAGCAUUGGGUCUACUUCUCCUGCAACGUUCUCGAAUGGGAUGCCUACGACCCAUACCGGGAGCGGUGGAUCCAAGUGCCCAAGAUGCCGCCUGAUGAAUGCUUCAAGUGCUCCGACAAGGAAUCGCUUGCGGUGGGCACUGAGCUGCUUGUGUUCGGGAUGGCGCGUAUCGUCUUCCGAUACAGCAUCCUGACCAACUCAUGGAGCAGGGCUGAUCCGAUGAACUCUCCGCGGUGCCUGUUCGGGUCAACGAGUGUCGGCGGGAAGGCCUUCGUCGCCGGAGGCACUGAUUGUGUCGGCAACAUACUGAGCUCUGCAGAGAUGUAUGACUCUGAGACACAUACCUGGACGCCCCUCCCGAGCAUGAACACGGCGAGGAAGAUGUGUUCUGGGGUGUUCAUGGAUGGCAAGUUCUACGUGAUAGGUGGUGUGGCCAACAGCAACAGAGUGCUGACCUGCGGGGAGGAGUACGACUUGAAGAGGGGUUCUUGGAGGACAAUCGAGAACAUGUCUGGAGGCCUCAAUGGAGUGACCGGUGCUCCUCCCCUUAUUGCGGUUGUCAGCAACGAGCUCUACGCCGCCGAUUACGGCGAGAAGGAUCUCAAGAAGUAUGACAAGAAGAACAACAGGUGGAUCACCCUCGGAAAACUGCCUGAGCGGUCCGUGUCAAUGAAUGGGUGGGGGCUUGCCUUCCGAGCGUGCGGUGACCGCUUGAUUGUCAUCGGAGGUCCGAGGACCUAUACCGGUGGUACCAUCGAGCUCAACUCGUGGAUCCCAGAUGAGCGGCCGCCCGUGUGGAAUUUGAUUGCCAGGCGGCCAUCUGGGAACUUCGUGUAUAACUGCGCCGUGAUGGGUUGCUGAGUCCACUGAAUAAAGAUACAAGUGAAGUGGACUUCCUCGUAUUUAUGAAGGAUGCUAUCUAUGCACAGAGGCAGCAGCCUGUCCAAUUGCUUCAGCCCUUAUUCUUCUUCAUAGCGAUUUCUGCCGUCUGCGCGGUUCCGGAAUUAACUGGACAUCGGCUGAUUGUCAGCAGUCUCAUGUAACCAUUACGUUCUAAUACUCCUGUUUCCCUGCUAAUCCAUUCCUACAUUUUGCAUUUUCAUCAGCUGAUCGUGAUUCCAAAGAUACGAGACUGUGCAAAAAAAAUGUCAUAUUAAUAAUCUAGAAACAACCUCGAGGUGGUUUUUAUCUAUUGAUGAGGAACCUGUCAAGAAAUGCUACUACUUCUUUUCCGUUCA